This is a messenger RNA of Lasiosphaeria miniovina, 1674 nucleotides long. RefSeq lists its product as uncharacterized. The transcript has a single exon. Gene Ontology annotation, molecular function: protein-folding chaperone binding. The record is from RefSeq and is a predicted model, not a curated record. Bases 1 to 1674 code for a protein of 557 amino acids. NCBI's taxonomy places the organism in Eukaryota, Fungi, Ascomycota, Sordariomycetes, Sordariales, Lasiosphaeriaceae.
AUGGAUCCGCUCUCGGUCCUCAGCGGCAUCGCGGGUGUCGCGGCAGCGGGGGCGGCGCUCUCGUCGGCGCUGUUCGAGAUCAUCGAGUCGGCUCGCGAUGCGCCCAAAGACAUGGCGACCAUCGCGCGCAGCAUCAUGGACCUGUCGCUGGUGCUGAGCGAGAUGCGCCGAGUACUCAAGCGCGGGCGGUGGCUCUACCGCGACCGGCUGCUGCGCGGCAUCCUGUCGACCAUGCGGCGCAUCGACGGCGUGCACGACGAGAUCCACGGCCUCAUCGCCGGCGACCGCCGCAUGGCCCGCGUCCUGUGGGCCUUUCGCCGCAAGUCCAAGACGGCCGCCCUUCUCACCCAGAUCGAGAGCCUCAAGAGCACCCUCCAGCUCAUGGCCACCACCCUCACCCUGGCCAUCAAGCAGCGCCAGGCUCAACAUUCCGCCGAUGACCCUGACCGCGAGGACUCGGCCCUCGACCGCGCCGGCUUGCGCGCGGGCGCCGAGAAUCUCGUUCGCGCCGUCGGACAGUCUGUCGCGGAUCUUGACACGGCGCCCCAGCGGCAAUCGCGCAGCGCCGGCACUCAGACCGAGACCAGGUUCAGUCGCUCGCUCGACGACCUCUCCAUCCCCUCGAGAAGUGACGACUUCCUUGCCGUCCACAGAGACAGAGCCAAACUCGAUUACGUCGAGCGCCGAAGUAGACCAGAGUAUGCAGAUGAUGCAGAGUAUGAGCGGAGAAAGGUCCGCGGCCCUCCCACCGUGUACUUGGACGACCCGUGGGAGGAGCCGUUCGAGUCCGAGACCCAGCUGCAAGAACGGGGGCCUUCGCCCAAUGACACGGCCACGUGGCUGCGCACUCUCGUGUUCGGCGGUGAAGUCAGCCGCAGUCCGAGCCCUCUGCGCAUGGAGAGGUCCAGGUCAGACGACCCAAGACUUUCCCGUCAAGAACUUGCCCCGCAGCCGCGGCUCCGACACAGCUCAAACGUGUCCCUGUCCGCCCCGUCGCCCAGCGUCGUGGACAAGCUGCUCCUGAGCUGGACCAACCUCUCCGACGCCGAGAUCGAAGCCACGCAGGGGCUCGAGGACCGCCUGCUGCCGUGGACAGCCGACCCGCGAGACCACGCCAGCAAGCUGAGCGUCGCCGAAGGGAGCGCGACCUCUGCGCCCAUUGCGGUGCCAGUCGUGGUCCAGGGCUCGUCGUCCUACGCGCCGCCAGACAUUCAAUACAGCUACGUCAGGCCCCCGACCAGCUACGCCAGCACCGGCACGUCCCCUUCGGCCUCGGCGGCAAAAGUCCAAGAAACGAAGACCUUCACUCCUGCCGAUAUCAAGUACGCCGACCUCAAGUACUCAGAGGUCCCGCCCGCGGUCGCCGAGAACCCCGCCCUGGCGCGGAUUGAGCGCAUCUACACCCGCUUCGGGGAUCUGCGGCUGCGCUGCGAUCGCUUCAUCCGGAAACCGCCGGCCGACCUAGCCAGGGCGCAAAAGAAACACCGCGAGCUGUCCGAGCUGGUCCUGCAGACCGUGCUGCUGCCGAUCGACGAGAUCGACGUCAAGGGCGACCCGGACGCGAGGGCGCGGCGCAGGGCGAUUGUCCUCGACGUCCAAACUGUGCUCACCCAGUUGGAUCAUGUGCUAGACCUUGAAAGAGCAGAUGAUAUUUCUCGAUGGAAGUCUCGAUGA